CUGAACAUGCAAAAUGCAUUUUAUUUGCGUUAAAAAUGUUUCGAGAUGUUUAACUCAAAUUUUGUGGCAGAAUCAAAAAAAUGUUUGUAUAAAUGAUAAUUUUGUAAUGGCUGAUUUUGAAGUAAUCCAAAUGUAUUCGGAUUAAAUUAAAUGUUUUCUAAUUCAAUGGAUUAUGUUACUAAUAAAACAAUUGCUAUGCAAUGUUUGUAUUAGUAACUGACUGCAUUGCAAAGUAAUCGGACCCAAUGGUCGUUAUUAGUAUGGUAAUUUAAAUGUAGAAUUAGUAAUACUGGAUAGUUUUACAAUCACUUGUGGGCACAACGUUUGUCGGGCCACAAGAGGGAGUCAGAAUAAAAGACAUGCAUUUUGCGCCCUUUUCAAAUCUCACAGGGUGCUUUAUCCUGAAGUCUCCACAAUCGGCACGGAGUAUGCUCCUACCAUCUGUCCAUUUUAACCGACAUUGCAUCAGCAACCUGUAGAUAAUGUAGACUAAAUGUAUUUUUCUAUAACGAACUGAACUAAGCCGGUGUGUUGAUGAUGGGCGGACUGCUUCGCUUUGCUCGCUAGCUCCGCCCGCUAGCUGUGUCUCCUCAGCCCUCAUUCAAAACAGAACACAGCUGUUGCGAGGCGCAUCGUCGUGUCCUGGUCGUUAGCUAACAACUGUUAGCUGUCUGCUGCUGUGGGUUUCUGAUGCACCCACUGGAAUAUUAGAAGAAGGAAGAAGAAAACGACACACUUCGAGAGCAGGAGCCAGCCUCAGAGAAACACAGGACUCAAUAGACAAAAGCAGCAAUACAGAACAACAGGCUAACCUCACCUCCAACACUAUGCGCAUCUGACACACAACUGAGGGCCGGGCGGGCUUUACUGCAGCUGAGGAUGAUGAAUGGUCUCGUGCGCUAGAGCUAGAUGGUGUGGGAAUGAUGGACCUCCCUAAUGGCCAGUCAAUCAUCACCACCACCGCUGCAUCACUCUCUGAGAAGAGCAGCAGCUCAGAGUCUCUCAGUGAUAAGGGUUCCUCGGACCUGAAGAAGAGUUUUGAUGCUGUUGUGUUCGAUGUGCUGAAGGUCACCCCCGAAGAAUAUGCAGGCCAGAUUACACUCAUGGAUAAUCCUGUGUUCAAAGCCAUCCAGCCAGAGGAGCUGUCAAGCUGCGGCUGGAACAAGAAGGAGAAGCACAGCUCUGCUCCAAAUGUCGUGGCCUUUACUCGCAGGUUCAACCAGACGAGUUUCUGGGUGGUACGAGAGAUCCUCCAUGCGCAGACGUUGAAGAUCAGAGCUGAGGUGCUGAGUCUCUACAUUCGCACUGCCAAGAAACUGUGUGACAUGAACAACCUCCAUGCGGUCAUGGCUGUGGUGUCAGCGUUACAAAGUGCCCCCAUCUUCAGGCUUACCAAAACAUGGGCGUUACUGAGUCGGAAGGACAAGGCCACGUUUGAUCGUCUCGACUACCUGAUGUCCAAAGAAGACAACUAUAAACGUCUGAGGGACUACAUAAGCAGCCAGAGCAUGGUCUCUUGUAUACCAUACCUAGGGAUGUACCUGUCCGAUCUGACGUAUGUAGACUCGGCCUAUCCCUCCACGGGCAGCAUACUGGAGAACGAACAGAGAUCCAACCUGAUGAACAACAUUCUCAGAAUCAUAUCGGACCUGCAGAGAUCCUGCACCUACGAUGUGCCAGUGUUGACUCAUGUACAGAAGUAUCUCAACUCAGUCAGGUACAUCGAGGAGCUGCAGAAGUUUGUGGAGGAUGACAAUUACAAGUUGUCGCAGAAGAUUGAGCCAGGCACCAACACACCACGAGUAAACGCCUCCAAAGAGGAUGUUGUCGGUAAGUUUGGCCAGGAAGCGUCAGCAUCUCCUCUCUGCGGCCGUAAAUGUACAAUAGCAGCUGAAGGAACCAAAGUCCCGGCCACACCGCCCUCCCCCAGGAACCUGCUGCCCUACGGACACAGGAAGUGCCACAGCCUGGGAUACAAUUUUAUCCAUAAGAUGAAUACAGUGGAGUUUAAAAGUGCUACGUUCCCCAAUGCGGGCUCUCGCCACCUGUUGGACGACAGUGUUAUGGAGAGCCACAGUCCUACCAGGGGACACGCAGAGAGCUCAACUCUGUCCAGUGGUAUUUCCCUUGGGAGCAGCGAGGGCUCUGAGCUCAGUGAAGAGGUGUCUUGGCCAGCUUUUGAGAGGACUCGGUUCUAUCACUCUCUGGGCCCAGUGACCCGUGUGGCCCGCAUCCCCUACAGAGGAGUCCUGAGGCCCAGCAGCUCAGCGGAGUCCGAGGAGCUUGCAGUUCACCUCUAUCCCGGAGCAGUGACAGUGCAGGGGGUGUUGAGACGGAAGACUGUGCUCAAGGAGGGCAAGAAACCAACAGUGGCGUCAUGGACCAAAUACUGGGUCGCUCUUUGCGGGACCCAGCUCUACUACUACCCUGCCAAGUCCCUGAAGGCCACAGAGAGAAAACAUUUCAAGUCCUCGUCCAGUAAGAGUGUGUGUGUGGUGGGUCUAAUGGCAAUGAUGGCUGACGAUCCAGAGCAUCCCGAUGUUUUCUUGCUGACUGACUCCGAGCACGGCAACACCUACAAGUACCAAGCAGGGAACCGAAUGAACGCUUUGCUCUGGUUCAAACAUCUGAGUGCUGCCUGUCAGAGCAACAGGCAACAGGUGCCAGCCAAUCUGAUGUCAUUCGAGUAACCGAUGCUAUGAAAUGUGUCUGAGCAAAGGGAGAGAGGGAUGAGGAACCAGACGAGGAGGAGGAGGAGGAGAGGAGGAGGAGAGGAGGAGGAGGAGGAGGAGGAGGAGUAUUGACUCAGUAGUGGGAGCUUUCACUGCCAUGAGCCCUGAUCUCCGAUUCUAUCCCCGGCCUCACUGCAGCCUCACCUGCCACCACUGCCUUAACCAGAGUACCCUGUGUGUGUGUGUGUGUGUGUGUGUGUGUGUGUGUGUGUGUGUGUGUGUGUGUGUGUGUGAGUGUGCGUGCUUGUCUAUGUUAAAGAGAAUGCAAGUGUGUGUGUGUGUGUGUGUGCGUGGAUGGAAGUAAGUGUUUUGGGUUUACUGACUACUGAACAAGGACCUGCACCACUGCUCGUGUCUCCAAUUUGCUCUCAGUGUAUUUAGUUUUUACUGUCCAGCACUUCAGUGGAGCCGCUCGCCUCCUCCUCUCCUCUCUCGCAGACAGAUGAGCAGUCCUCGGAUGGACAGAAAUAAUCCGCUCCUCCGUUGUUGUUUUUUUAAAGGGGUUAAAUAUUUUUAUUUGUGUCCCCGCCACGCUCAAAUGCAAGAUUUCCGCCUUCGGCUGGACACACAAUCACAACACGCACUCUCACAUCGGACUAACCCGUUGGACUUUGGAGGGUUUGAAAAGUCUUUUAGUUACUUGGUUCACACUUUAAAUUGUUGUUCUCUUCAUUCACUUGGUGUUGGCUUGGAGUCACAUGCUUAUUUACAUUAACCGCGCACUCACACCCUCACACACAAACACACACAGGCCUAAUUGAUCACGUCGUCGUAAAAGCGUAAGGGCUCUGAUUCGCAAUCGAUUCCAGCAGAAACAAUUCCCACACUUCCUGAAUGUGUCUAGUUUUUAUUAUAGAACUCUGCCCCCCCCCCCCCCCCCCCCUUUUUUUUUUUUU
Molecule: messenger RNA, 3628 nt
Organism: Cottoperca gobio
Lineage: Eukaryota; Metazoa; Chordata; Actinopteri; Perciformes; Bovichtidae
Gene: ralgps2
Product: Ral GEF with PH domain and SH3 binding motif 2
Exons: 21
Coding region: 921-2690 (589 amino acids)
Biological process (GO): Ras protein signal transduction
Cellular component (GO): plasma membrane
Molecular function (GO): guanyl-nucleotide exchange factor activity
Source: RefSeq, a predicted model, not a curated record